Molecule: messenger RNA, 8375 nt
Organism: Onychostoma macrolepis
Lineage: Eukaryota; Metazoa; Chordata; Actinopteri; Cypriniformes; Cyprinidae
Gene: arhgap35a
Product: Rho GTPase activating protein 35a
Exons: 7
Coding region: 1066-5694 (1542 amino acids)
Biological process (GO): signal transduction
Molecular function (GO): GTPase activity; GTP binding
Source: RefSeq, a predicted model, not a curated record
GCGCGCGCGUGUGUGCGUGCGGUAAUUGUGUCCAUGCGCGAGACUACAGAGGAGGGAGGAGAGACCGAGAACGGGAGAAGGGCCGCCAUUAUUGGGAAUCUGAAAAAACACAUUAACACACACAUUCACACACGCUCCGUCACUGAAUUUCGCCUUUAUGCUGGGAGAAGUCCUUUUUUCCGCUGGAGACUUGCGCUGUUCCUCACAGACCGCGUGUUGACGGCUGAAAUGUGUGAUAAACAUGGACAACUCGAGAUGUUUUGGACACAACAAAGGAAAUUAUAAGUGCUCAGAAACAACGUGGUGAACCCAAGGGAAGACACGGCGAUACAAAGCUGUUUUUCCCUCUCUCUCCUUCAACGCCCCCUCCUUUCCAACAAGAAACAGUGAUCUGAUACUCCAGCCUGGUUUUUCCUCGAUGCUUUUUGUCUUUUGUGCUGCGUUUGGGAAGAGAACCACAAAUCAGUUUGUUGAAAACUUUCAGAAUACAAUCAGUCAUUGAAAGAAGAGAUUGUAUUGCGCUCGGACAGCUGCAGAAGCGAAACGCCGAUGUUUAUGGGACUACUGCUGGACUAGUAUUAUUGUUAUUCCUCAUCUUGAUGAAUUUCUGAGCCGGUUACUGCUGCUGCAGAUAAAGGAGUGAAAGAGAAGAGAGAGGGAGGCAUGCUGUGGGUCAGAUCCAGGUUGGGUGAACCUGAAAACUACAGUAUUUCUGUGUCCGAGUUCCCCUGAAGAGAGGAGAUGGGCUGGAAAAAUACCACCUGCAGCACACCCGCCUAAGUCCACAGGGACUCCACUCCCCCACCCUCAAACCCAUUCCCUUCUUCCCCUUCUAAACCUCUGCCAAAAUUGUGAAUGGCCAAAUGACUGUGGAUUUAAAAUUUGAUCAUUAAAGGGAUUGGAUAUACUGGCCCUGCAUGGAAAAAAAACCCCUAAAGUAACUUUCAGGAUCUUUAGAAAUAAAUAAUUUGCCAAGCCUGAAAGCAUUUGGAUGGAACAUCAGCCCAGCAGCUUUCAAACUAGAGCUUCUGGGAAUGGCAAAAUGAGUGCUGUCAUACGAUAAUAAUGGCAAAAAAACAAGAUGCCCGGGGAACAACCUACAACCUUGUUGUGGUAGGUUUGUCCGGAACUGAAAAGGAAAAGGGGCAGUGUGGGGUAGGCAAGUCCUGCCUUUGUAAUCGCUUUGUUCGCCCCAGUGCUGAUGAUUUUUAUUUGGACCACACAUCUGUUUUAAGCACAAGUGACUUUGGUGGUAGAGUGGUGAACAAUGACCACUUCCUGUUUUGGGGCGAGGCGGUACGAAUGUUGGAGGAGGGCACUGAGAGCCGAAUGCAUGUGGUGGAACAGACCGAGUUUAUUGAUGACCAAACGUUUCAACCACAUCGAAGUACUGCCUUACAGCCCUAUAUCAAGCGGGCAGCUUCCACCAAACUGGCCUCUGCUGAGAAGCUUAUGUAUUUCUGCACAGAUCAGCUAGGACUAGAGCAAGACUUUGAGCAGAAGCAAAUGCCUGAAGGCAAGCUUUUAGUGGAUGGAUUCUUACUCUGUGUAGAUGUGAGCAGGGGAAUGAACCGAAAUUUUGAUGACCAGAUGAAGUUUGUCACCAAUCUCUAUAACCAGCUAGCUAAGACCAAGAAGCCAGUUGUACUUGUGCUGACCAAGUGUGAUGAAGGAGUUGAGCGGUACAUCAAAGACUCUCACACCUUUGCCUUGGCCAAGAAGAAUUUGCAGGUUGUUGAAACCUCAGCACGCUCUAACGUUAAUGUUGACCUUGCCUUUCUUACCUUGGUGCAGUUGAUAGAUAAGAGUAGAGGGAAGCCCAAGAUCAUUCCAUACUUUGAAGCACUCAAGCAGCAGAGUCAGCAGAUAGCAUCUGCUAAGGACCGCUAUGAGUGGCUGGUAAGCCGCAUUGUGAAGAACCAUAAUGAAACCUGGCCCAAUAUCAACCGCAGAAUGCAGACAUCCCCUGAAUACAAAGAGUAUGUCUUCCUCGAGGGUACUUCCAAGGCCAAGAAACUAUUCCAGCAGCAUGUGCACAGGCUCAAGCAAGAGCAUAUAGAAAAGCGGCGUAAAAUCUAUCUCAGCACACUCCCACAGGCUCUCAAUUCUUUGGUUCCAGGCCUGGAUGAGAUUGAUCACCUAAGCUGGUCAGGAGUACAGAAAGUUCUCGAGACUAAGCGGGAAUUCUCCCACUGGUUUGUAGUGCUGGAUGACACACCUUGGGAAACUACACCACACAUUGACAAAAUGGAGGAUGAACGCAUUCCCCAGGACCUUUUGGAAACCCCUGCAGCGGAGCAAAUCUAUGAGGCUCACUUAGAACACCUGCGCAAUGAGCGGAAGCGGGCAGAAAUAAGAUGGGAGUUCAAAGAGAAACUUGCGUCUUCGCCAUUUGUUACACCUGGCAAACCUUGGGAGGAAGCUCGUAGCUUCAUCAUGAAUGAGGAGUUCUAUCAGUGGCUGGAGGAGCCCGAGUACCUUGAUAUCUAUAACAAAUACCAGAAGAUUAUUAUUGACCAAGCCAAAGAGGACUUCCAAGAACUUUUACUGGAGUACUCAGAGUUGUUCUAUGAGCUUGAAGUUGAUGCUAAGCCCAGUAAAGAAAAAAUGGGUGCCAUCCAGGAGGUUCUUGGAGAGGAGCAGAGGUUCAAGGCCCUGCAAAAGCUUCAAGCUGAGAGAGAUGCCCUUGUGCUCAAGCAUAUCCAUUUUGUCUACCACCCUACUAAGGAAACCUGUCCUACCAGUCCUCAUUGUGUGGAUGGCAAAAUUGAGCAACUCUUAGCCCUUCGUUUUCCCACUCGAUAUUGCUUUGAUGGGAGCACAAAAUCACAAUUUGGUGAGGGAAAGGUAGACAGAAUUAAUCUUGUGAUCCUUGGCAAAGAUGGACUUGCAAGAGAGUUGGCAAAUGAGAUCAGAGCCCUGUGCACCAAUGAUGAACGGUACGUGCUAGAUGGAAGGACUUAUGAACUGGCUCUUCGACCUAUAGAGGGAAAUGUACGCCUUCCAGUGAACUCCUUCCAUACCCCCACUUUUGCCCCACACGGUUGCCUCUGCCUCUACAACUCAAAGGAAUCCUUAUCCUACAUUGUUGAUAGUAUUGAGAAAUUACGAGAGUCAACCAUAGGUCGAAGGGAUACCAAUCUAGUUCAGCUUCCCUUGUCUCUUCUGUUGGUCACCAAAAGAGGCGUUGGUUCAAUUUCUGACAUUGGAGGUGAAACAGCACAAAGCCUGAUCCAACAAGGUCAACAAGUGGCUGGCAAAUUUCAGUGCAGUUAUUUAGAGCCUGCUUCUCCAGGUGUGGGAUAUGGUCGCAAUAUAAAUGAAAAACAUUUAAACCAGAUACUCAAAGGUCUGUUAGACACACGAAGACCCUCAGUUAGUCUUGGCAGUAGCUCCCCACCUUUGCUACCUGCAUUUGCUGGUUUCCGAGACUCUCAACAGAGCACAGAGGGUGACUUGCGAAUCGUAAUGUGUCUGAUGUGUGGAGAUACUUAUGAUGUUGACCAGCUUCUUUCACCAUUCUUGCUGCCCCAGCACUGUCGGCCCUCUUCCAGUCUGUCCAGUGGAACAUCAGUUUUGUUGGAUUUAUCUGUUGGUGGCCAAAGGCAAAGCAUUGAUCUUGCUGUUCUAUCUUACCACUCAUCUUUUUCCUUGCGUAAAAGCAGAUUAGUGCAUGGUUACAUAGCAGUGUACUCAGCCAAACGGAAGGCUUCCAUGGAAACCCUUUGUGCCUUCCUUUGUGAGGUCCAAGAUAUUAUUCCAGUGCAGUUGCUUGCUGUUGCAGAGACUCAAUCAGAACUUGCAGACUCUGAGGCAGUCCGGGAGCAGCUUGGCCAAGGGGAGGAACUGGCCCAUGAAAUUGAUGCCCGUUUCAGCUCUGUGAUCUGUGGACCUGGUGGGGUGGUGGGAGGCUUGCAUCGGAUGGACCACUUCCAGCCAUUCUUUAAGGAGGUAGUGGAGAAGAAAACCAUUGUAGAGGCAACAUAUAUGUAUGACAACGUUGCAGACAAUGUCACCAAUGAAAAUGUUUCUUCACCUCGAUGUAGCUCCCCAAGCAUCACAUUGCUGGACUCAGAGGAUGACAUCGAGCCCUCCCCACCUUAUCCCACCCUAAGGGAAGAUGGCACUUUAGCCCAUGGUGGAGGUUUCAAGCUCCCAGAUAUGGAGGGUGAUGCCUUCUCGCUCAUCUCUGACAUCGCAACUUUUGAAAACAAGCUUAACAACAAAGUCCCACCUCAGGUGCGACCAAAGCCCAAUGUCACCUUUGACAUUCCCAAACCCUCAAACAUCAGUUCAUACAUGGACCUGAGCCUACAUGGACCUAACAGGCGCUCAUUACCGUCAGUCACCUGGCCACCAGCAACUGAAGGUGGUUAUGAUCCAUCUGACUAUGCUGAGCCCAUGGAUGCAGUAGCAAAGCCCCGUCCCACAGAGGAGGAAAAUAUUUAUUCUGUACCACAUGACAGCACACAGGGCAAGAUUAUCACUAUUCGCAAUGCAAACAAGAGCCAUUCUAAUGGUGCAGGAAAUGGAUCAGACAGUGAGGCCGAUAGCAGUUCAUUGGAACGUAGACGGAAACUAUCUGCUCUUGGAGUUAAACCUCGGCUGUAUCGUGAUCGCUCCAAACGUCUUGGAAAGUUCAGCAGCUACCGCACAAGCUUCAUUGGCAGUGAUGAUGAACUUGGAGGUCUCCCCAAGACUAAAGAGGACGAGCUUGCUGCACAGAAAGGGGACAGUUCCUUGAAUGAAGAAGGUGAGGACCCAAAGAGGAGGAAUAUCUUAAGAAGUCUGCGAAGAAAUACCAAGAAAACGCGGCCAAAGGCUCGUCAGUCAUCAUUGUCCAAACCUCUGGAAAGUAACUACUUCGGUGUUCCCUUGGCCAACGUUGUCACGCCAGAUCGGCCCAUUCCAUUCUUCAUCGAAAAGUGUAUCCGUUACAUUGAGACUACAGGGUUGAGCACAGAGGGGAUCUACAGGGUGAGUGGAAAUAAGGCCGAGAUGGAAAGCAUGCAGCGGCAGUUUGACCAGGAUCCUAACAUUGACCUGAUCGAGAAGGACAUGUCUGUGAACACGGUGGCAGGAGCGAUGAAGAGCUUCUUCUCUGAGCUGCCCGAUCCUCUGGUACCAUACAGCAUGCAGACGGAGCUGGUGGAGGCCUUCAAAAUCAAUGAUCGAGAGCAGCGCCUCCACACCAUGAAGGACGUGCUCCGCAGGUUCCCUCGAGAAAACUACGAGGUCUUCAAAUACGUCAUCACUCACCUGAACAAGGUGAGUCAAAACAGCCGCCUGAACCUGAUGACCAGUGAGAACUUGUCCAUCUGUUUCUGGCCGACACUAAUGCGGCCCGAUUUCACCACCAUGGAUGCGCUGACAGCCACACGCACCUACCAGACAAUCAUCGAGACCUUUAUCCACCAGUGUGCUUUCUUCUUCUACAAUCAGCCCUUGGCCGACACACCCAGCGGCUUGCCCGGACAGCCCGCCUCACCUACCACCACCUUGUCUUCUGCCUCCUCCAUACAAAGCUCCGCCUACUCCGCCUGUUACACCCCAUUGCAACAUGUAGCCCCGCCCUUCAGCCCCGCCCAACAAUCCCCGCCCCAUUCCCCACCCCCAACCCCUCAAUCCCCAAUCCAGAGCCUGCUGCCUUCGCUCCACCCCCAUCACCCCCCUACGGAACAACACACGCUGUGAAGCUGUAGACGAGGAGGAGAACUUUGGGAGCACUGAAAGAGAUUAAUCGAAUGGAAGAAACUUCCGAGGAGACUGCACGGCCGUGCCUGACUUAUCACAAGCAGUAGAGGAACGAGAAACAGGUCAAGAGUACAUGAGCUACGUCAUCCACACUUCAUCGCCCUCUUUAUGCAUCAUGCUACUCUAUAAAUUGCUCUGUUCUUGGCCCUAUAUGCUCCUCACACACAUUUAGACAACUGCACGUGAAGUGUGGUAACCCCAAACCCAGAUCUCUAAUGGGUCCAUCUGACGUAGAUGUCGCACUCUUGCUGGUCCAGCGCUGUCUUCGUCAUUUGGCGACCAAUGGGAGAUAGGAUGUUUGAAGCCCACCUCAUAUUCGGGUGGCCACUGUACGCAACCUCUUAGAAAUAAGGUUAAGCGGGCCAACAGGGUGGCCUAUAUAUUCAUCAGAUUUUUGUUGUAACUUUCGACCACUGUUAUAAAUUACAAAAAAGAAAUGUUUUUUCCGACGUGACCGUAUUCCUCCCCCUUAUUUAAUCUGUUUCGCUUGUGACAGCCUUUUAAAGAGAGACAAAAAUCAAAAGACAAAAUUAGAAUUUGUCGAACUGGAUCUAGUUUUGCUGGCAAGGAUGUGUGUGGCACAGCAUUCUGGGAUUUGAAGUCUUUUCCUCCCCUUUAUCCCCUGUCACACGAGCCUCCAGAACAUGCUGGAAGACUAAUGCUUCUUUUAUUACAGAAUGUCCUCACAACCACACAACCCUCGGUUUCCUGCUCCACGAGGAUCUUCGGCUUUGUUCGGUGUCUGUUCAUUUGGGAGCUGUAUUAUUAUUCUUAUUACACGUUUGCAGGAAGUUUCCUCAUGUUAGGUCUGUGGACUGCUUUUUGCGCACAUGAUUGGUGAACCAGUAAGAAUCAGAACACCUGUGAAGGGAUGGGUUAGGUUGUGGUCCUCCUGCGUUUUAGAGGAGAGGUAUGCACUAAAUCAAAGAGUUACCUCACAGUUCUGGAAGGUAAAGGAAGUUUGCACUAGAGGAGACGCUGUGCUGUACCUAUUCGAAAGGCAUUGAAUCAGUGAGCUGUGGAAGCCUAGAGGAGGAUGAGAGUGAAGAUAGUGGCAUAGCUGUAAUGGCAUUCGGAAAAGAUAAAGUCUUUUAAUGUGUUUGAAAACAGCAUGCAUGUGAGCUUGCAGUUAUUGGGCUUUACUUGGCUCUACUUCAGAGUUGACCUCAGAAGGGUGACAUUGUUUAUAAAAUGCUAGACGUUAAAAAAACAACAACAACAAAAAAAGGAUUAGGAUAAGAGAACCUGGGCAUAGAAACGGGAAAGUUAAUGUGGUAGCUUGUGAGUAGACUACCGCUUGUGGGCUCUUGGAGCGCAACACUACCACCCAGUGGACAAAGAAGGUAUUGCAUGUUGAAUCUCAGCUCGUAUUCAUGCUGUUACGUUUUUGUUCUUCUAGAAAAUGCUGGAUGCAUUCACAUUCACAUGAUUUCAGUAAAAAAGCUGCCAUUUAGCUUUCAAGUUUGUCAAUAUUCCCCAGCACUUAUACUUCACAAGUUUACUUACUCCAGAUUAGAUAACAGAAUCAUUUUCUUGUUUAUUUGAACUCAUAAGAGUCAGUUUGUUGUGAACCUAUGGUUUUCAAGCAGGCAGACGCUGUGAAACUGUGAAACAAUCACGUUUAUGGAGAAAAAUGAAUGUAUCCCACAGCAGAUUUCACUUCAGUUUUGUGCAUAUCUCUCCUUGUAAUACAUUGUGAGCCACACCUGCCCUGUCCCUCUUUAACUUCAAUCCACAUCUACUCUGACUUCUGAUUGGCUGUGAUCAGCUGCAACUCUUUAACCGUUUUUGCUUAAACACUACGCCUUUUGCCCUCAGAGAGCAGGAGUAAUGGUAUAUUUUGGGAAAUCGAGAGCUGUGUGGCCUAUAUGACCCUGGUACUUUGUAUGAAUGCUGCAUUCUCUGUGUAUUUUCAAUGUAUUCUUUCAGAGCCGACUGUCCUUCGCAGCCAAAGACUGCGGAAAAAAAACUAAAAAAAAAGUAAUAAAAAAGGACAGGGGAAGAUGACUAAAAGCGACAAGACAAACGUGUAUUAAAAAUGUGACAUUGUUUCAGCAAUCCUAUUUGGCUGCAUCACUUUUUUUCUUUUUUUUUUCUUUUUCUUUUUCUUUUUUCAACAAUGGUGACAGAUUGUCUGUUAAGUUAAAGGAGAAAGGAGCAAAACUAUAUUCAGAAUGGUUGUUUAUUUGUACGUUAGGGGGUCUGACACUUUGCCCUGUAGUCAAUGGUGAUAGAAAAGGUGUUCUUUUUAUGUUUUAUUUUAAUAAUUAAAAAAUGAGACACAGCAUUUUUAACUGUCUUUUUUUUUUUUUUUUUUUUUUUUUCUUUUUCUUUUUGUGAAUGGUGUAAAGGCCACAAUGAUGUAGUGCAUGAUUCAAGACCAGGUCAGGGAGAGGGAUCUGCCACUCUCAGUAUUAAAAAAGGAAGAAAAAAAUGAACAAAGAAAAAAAUAGAAUGGGAAAAAAAUGCAUAAAUAAAUGAAGUUACAUCAACAAAAAUACAUGUCAUUAUUUGCCAAGAAGUUGGUAAUUAGUCUCAAUGGGAAUGGUGUAUAAACAGUAAGGCCUUCUGUGACCUGUAUUAUAGUUAAUAAAAUCAAUCUUGUAAAAUCAGUCUCUUGU